Messenger RNA from Penicillium cinerascens, 1393 nucleotides. Its product is annotated as ubiquitin-protein ligase RMD5. Gene Ontology annotation, biological process: proteasome-mediated ubiquitin-dependent protein catabolic process. Gene Ontology annotation, cellular component: nucleus; cytoplasm; GID complex. Bases 136 to 1371 code for a protein of 411 amino acids. Lineage: Eukaryota; Fungi; Ascomycota; Eurotiomycetes; Eurotiales; Aspergillaceae. Gene Ontology annotation, molecular function: ubiquitin protein ligase activity; protein binding. The record is from RefSeq and is a predicted model, not a curated record. The transcript is spliced from 4 exons.
CUUGCUGGGGCUCCUGCACUUUGACUAGAGAGCCCACAUUCGGCCCCCUUCCCCAUCCUCCUCCAUAUGGACACCCGGACUGGUCGGGCGGUAACCUCAUCGACUCCGCAUUGAGUCCCCGCUGCCUGAACCACCAUGGAUUUAGUCCAGAAGGAGCAUGACAGGCUCCAGAAGAGGCUCAAGGCCUCUCAGGGCAUUAAGAAUGUCCAGUCUACAAUAGAUCUACUACAGCACGCUCGGGAUGCCAUUGCUCAAGACCCGAACCAGGCUGCCGUCACUCUUGCUAAACUCCAGAACCCUGUCAAAUCAUCAUUUGACUUGAUCAACGACAGCCUGAAAGAAACCCAUAGCAGGUUCAACAAGUACACUAAGUCUCUUGAUAAGCUCUUCAAAGACCGACCCCUUCCCAGCACAGAACAUGAUGUGCUCUCCGAACAAGAACACCUCAUCGACCGCGCAAUCGCGAUGCACCUUCUCCGUGAGGGACAGUUCUCCGUCGCAGCCACCUUCCUGUCUGAGAUUCUCGACAAGAAAGCCAUGGUUCAAACCUCCGAGUCAACCUCCCGCUCGACAGACCAGGCGGCGAUCGUCUUUGAUAUCGACGAAGUCCCCUCCGACGAAAUCCGCAAGCAGUUCGGCCAGAUGUAUUACAUCCUGCACCAGCUGAAGGAAGAAAAGAACCUGCUUCCCGCUAUUGAAUGGUCGCGCGAGAAUCGCGAAGCCCUGGAGGCACGAGGCAGCAACCUGGAGUUUGAACUAUGCCGCUUGCAGUUUGUCUGGCUCUACCACGGCGAGGAGCACGAGCACGGCAAUACCCCGGGUGACGUCAAAGCUGCGAUGCAGUAUGCACGUACAGAAUUCCAGGGAUUUGCUCCGCGCUAUCUGCGAGAAGUCCAACAAUUGAUGGGCGCCAUGGCCUUCUGUCCUAACUUGCGAGAUUCGCCUUAUGCGAGCAUCUUUAACAACCCAUCGGCCUGGGACGAUGUUGCCCAUUUUUUCACCCGCGAGUUUUGCUCACUUCUGGGCCUGUCUGCAGACUCGCCUCUCUACAUUGCCGCGACCGCCGGUGCUAUUGCUCUGCCUACUCUGCUGAAGUUGCAGACGAUCAUGAAGGCCAAGCGCACGGAGUGGACCAGUGAGAACGAGCUUCCGGUCGAGAUCUCGCUGCCGCCCUCCUACCUCUUCCAUUCGAUCUUCGUCUGCCCCGUUUCCAAGGAGCAGGCAACCGACGAGAACCCUCCGAUGAUGAUGCCAUGUGGGCACGUCAUAGCCGAGGAAUCGCUGCGUCGGCUCAGCAAGGGCAACCGAUUCAAGUGUCCGUACUGCCCUAACGAGAGCCACCCUAAGGAUGCCCGAAAGGUUUUUCUGUGACGACCUGUUCUAUUCUUGCUUU